GAGAAGUGACAGUCGAUACUUACUGCUGUGACGAGAUGGCGGUUAUUAGGGUGGUUUUGGCGUUUCUCGCCCUUGGUGCGCGGGCGCACACAGCUGUCGUGCCGGACGCGCCAACCGUCCGCGCAGAUGACGUCACGCUCACCCUCGAGCCUAUCAUCACUGGAGGGUUCAACCUUGUGCUUACUGAAGAUGACGAACGCGUGGUCUUCGGUCAAAUAGGUAGAACUCUGGUCUCCACCUACACGCUAGAAGACAUUGAAGGUGGAAUUCUCGUGAGGAUUGGCAACGUGAACCUCACUGUGUUUACCCAGUACGAUGUCGCCAGUAAAGCAAGAGGCAUCAAGUUCAAUUGGCUGGCAGACAAGAAUACAAGGCUUGAAGACUGUAUUGAUUUUGGUACCAAGCACUGGUACGGCGGCCCCAUGCAAGUAGACCAAGUCUACCCAAUCGAGACUGCCACACAAGUGUAUAGACCCAGCUACAUCACCGAGGAUGACAACGGCGCCAUCAUGGAGAGAUACUGGCUCAAUUCCGCUGGAGAGUACAUCAUCGUCCACGAGAAAGUCCCACUCUUCGUGGAUUACAAGAACAUUGUGAACAACCACAUCUGCUUUGGAGCCCAACUAGCAGCCCCAUACACUUCUAACAGACCACGCAACAUCUUGGCUUACGACAUCUGGUUCUUGCCGAACGUUAAAGAAGCACAUAAGCAUGCCAUCUCCCACUAUUUGGGUAAACCAUCAGCGACACCGGACUACCGAAUGGUUCAGCACCCAAUCUGGUCAACCUGGGCUCAGUACUCCAGAGAAAUCAACGAGUCGAAGCUUCUAGACUUCGCUCAGCAGAUCAUUGAUAACGGAUUCGAUAAUUCCCAGUUUGAGAUCGAUGACCAAUGGGAGACGUGUUAUGGAACUAUGGAAGUAAAUGAAGAGAAGUUCCCAGAUUUUAAGAAGACUGUACAGGAUAUUAAGGCACUGGGGUAUCGUGUCACGAUUUGGGCGCAUCCGUUUAUUAACAAGAACUGUGAUCCUCUAUACUCAACCGCAUUAGAUAGAGGGUACUUCGUAAUCGACGAGGCUUAUGAGACAGACACGAACUGGUGGAACAACAACGGCAGCAUUGCUGGCUACAUCGACUUCACUAACCCGAAGGCUGCCGACUGGUACCAUGACCGACUGAAGGCUGUGCUCGACACCUACGACAUUGAUAGCGUCAAGUUUGAUGCUGGAGAGUCGAGUUUUGCACCUGAGAUAUCAAUCCAAACUGGAGACAUUGAGCUUCAACCUCACCAUCUCGUUCAGGAGUACGCCAAAGUAUGCGCCAGAUUCGGAGACAUGGUCGAGGUUCGGGCUGGUUUCAGGACCCAAGACCUCCCAAUCUACGUGCGCAUGGUAGACCGCGACAGUAUCUGGGGGCUGAACAACGGCCUUUCCACCAUCAUCACCACCACCUUGCAGAUGAACCUGAACGGCUACCCCUUCGUACUCCCUGACAUGAUUGGGGGGAACGGGUAUAAUUUGGACCAUGAGCAGGCAGACCUGCCUACUAAAGAGCUGUUUAUAAGAUGGGUGCAGGCUAAUACAUUCCUUCCUGUUAUGCAGUAUUCCUUUGCUCCUUGGAACUUUGAUGAAGAGACUGUAACCAUAAGCAAGAAGUAUACAGACCUUCACGCGCAGUAUGCUGACGUGAUCUUCCACGCGAUGGAGACGGCCGUGGCUGAUGGUACGCCGGUGAACGCGCCUCUUUGGUGGAUCGCUCCUACUGAUGCCGAGGCCUUCGUUAUUUGGGAUGAAUAUCUUCUCGGUGAAUCAAUCCUAGUAGCACCUGUGUUAACUGAAGGAGCUAGAUCUCGGGACAUCUACCUCCCUGCUGGUACCUGGUACGAAGAAGGAGACCGGGAAAGGGUUGUCGAAGGUCCCACAUGGCUUAGAAACUACCGAGCACCGUUGGACGUGCUUCCAUACUUCAUCAGAGAUACUACGAAGAUUGCUGACUCUAGCGUAUCUCUUUACACUUCUGUUGCCCUGGUACUUUUAGGUUUGAUCGCUAAUGUUGUUAAUGUUAUGUAGUUUGUAAGGGUAUUAAUUUAAUAAAGUGUAUAUUUUUUAA
This is a messenger RNA of Helicoverpa zea (corn earworm), 2109 nucleotides long. Its product is annotated as myogenesis-regulating glycosidase-like. Gene Ontology annotation, biological process: carbohydrate metabolic process. NCBI's taxonomy places the organism in Eukaryota, Metazoa, Arthropoda, Insecta, Lepidoptera, Noctuidae. Gene Ontology annotation, molecular function: hydrolase activity, hydrolyzing O-glycosyl compounds. The record is from RefSeq and is a predicted model, not a curated record. The transcript is spliced from 9 exons. Bases 36 to 2069 code for a protein of 677 amino acids.